Messenger RNA from Ostreobium quekettii, 1929 nucleotides. NCBI's taxonomy places the organism in Eukaryota, Viridiplantae, Chlorophyta, Ulvophyceae, Bryopsidales, Ostreobiaceae. The record is from the annotation of a GenBank genome assembly.
AUGGGCGGCAUGGAUAACCUGAACCAGGAGCUCCUCGACCUGAUCGGCCGCCGCGGCCGCUCCUCCAAGUCCGGCACCGCUUCAUCGGACUCGGACUCCCCCCUCCGCUUCGCCCCGCCAAGCGCCGAGGCCACCGCCCGGGAUUCACCGCGCGGCUUCCCAGCCCACGACGCCGCAGGUAUCCGAUCGCCGGAGCGGCGUCCGGGAGAUGGCGCAUCGCCGCGCAGCGAGGGGUCGGGGCGCGGGGACCCAGCAGCGCCGUCGCGGCGAUCUCAUCACGCCAGCGACGACGACGGGCCGGAGGACGGGGAGGACUUGAAUGCGCGGCUGCCGGAGGACAUGGUGGAGGGGGAGGCCGACCGGGCCAAGCUGCUGGCGAUGACGGAGUGGGAGCGGGAGGUGGAGCUGGCGGAGCGGGCGGAGAAGCGUGACAGGGAGAAGGAGCGGCGGCGGAUCCUGCACCAGCAGCAGCGGAUCCAGGACGACGGGGAGGAGGACGAGGACCAGCGCGUGCCGUCGAGGCGCAGCCGCGACCGCAAGGAUCGCAAGGACUCCGCCAUCCGGGAGCUGAUGUCCGCCAGGGAGCGCAAGGCGUCGGUAGGGCGAGCAGACGACGCGGAGGAUGACGAGGCGGAAGAGGACGAAGAGGAGGAGGAGGAAGAGGAGGACGAGGAGGAGGCGGGGGACGAAGAGGAAGAGGAGGACUCGGAGCAGGAGGAGAACCUGGCGGGCGUCAUCAGCGACUCGGACUCGGAGAACCAGCGGCGGCCCAGGAAGGGCCAGGAGGCGUUCGGCGGACGGCGGGAAAGACCGCAGGCCGGGAUGGAGGAUGAAGAUGAGGCAGUGGACCUCAAAGAGAUGCUAUCAGUGCAGAUUGUCAGGUCCCAGUUGGAGCGCUGGGUCAAUGAGCCUCACUUUGAAAGGACACUGCCACAGUGCUUUGUGCGGAUGGCAGAGGCGGAUGCCAGCAGUGGGUCGAUCCAGAGGGCCUACAGGAUAGUUGAGGUGGUCGAGGUCAUCAUGAAGGAGAAAUCUUAUAAGUUUGGACCAAGGUCUAAUUCGACAAACAAGUACCUGUUACUGAGGGAGGGCCUGAGGGAGCACACGCGCGAGAUGGGGAUGGUGUCCAACCAGCUCGCCACAGAGGAGGAUUUCCUGAGGUGGCAGGCCUGCUGUGAGAGGGAUGGAAGGCCGCCUGUGUCCAGAAGACACGUGCAGCAAGCCCGGGAGAAGAUCUCCAAGGCAACACAGUUCACGUACACGGCAGAGGAUGUCAGAAAGAUGGUGGAGGAAAAGAGGGCAAAAGGACAGGUGAUUAUGAAUCGGACAGCAGAAAAGGCAAACCUCCAGAGGAAAAGGGACUUUGCUGCUGAACAAAGUGACUGGGAGGAGGUGGAGAGGCUGAACAAGGAACUUCAAACCCUGGAGGCCCGCACGCCAGUUGACAGGUCUGCGCGGAAGCGCGGCCAUGGAAUGGCCAGUGUAAACAAACGUGCCACGAUGCACAACUUUAGGAUGGCCUUCACAAAUAAGGGUCAGGAGGACAAGGACCAGGCAGCCGAUGGGCUGGAUCCGUUCCAGAGGCGGCUCACUCGCCCCAAUCAGUACUGGAAGACGGGAAAGGGCAACUCUGCAAAGAGGAAGGAGGUGGAACCCAGCAAGGAGGAGCAGCUAAAGGAGGAGAAACCGGUGGAAAAGAAGGUGAAGCGUCAGGAUGUGGAUUUCAGGGAGGUGGUCUGCGGCUUGGACUGUCUCGACUUCGACUUGUCAUGCCUCAACAAGGCGUCGCCCUCCAACACCCUUGUGCGGAGGCUGCUGCCCAGGCACUGGACGUUCAGCGACAAGCAGAAAGAGCUUGCGGAGCAGGCGUCUGAGCGGCGCAUGCUGACGUUGUAUGACUACAGGUGCCGGCAGGGGCUUAUCAACUAA